Danio aesculapii is the source of this 1048-nucleotide messenger RNA. It is a transcript of the gene zcchc9, whose product is annotated as zinc finger, CCHC domain containing 9. NCBI's taxonomy places the organism in Eukaryota, Metazoa, Chordata, Actinopteri, Cypriniformes, Danionidae. The transcript has 6 exons. Bases 93 to 863 code for a protein of 256 amino acids. The record is from RefSeq and is a predicted model, not a curated record. Gene Ontology annotation, molecular function: zinc ion binding; nucleic acid binding.
GGAUUUUGUUGAAGGGACACAGAAACGAUAACAUGUGAGCGGUGUUUUGGUGUUGACAGCUGAUAUCUGAAGUCGUCUUUUACGCAUUCAGAAUGACGCGGUGGGCUCGAGCGAAUAAUGUCCAUAAACACAAAGCGGCGGACGCCACACCAUGGAAGCAGCUGAAGGCCAACAGUAGCGCCGGGGCAGCGGGAACCAGCAGGGGUGGCCGAAACAUCCAGCAGGGGUCAGGUGUAAGAAAAAAACCCAACCCGAAGACAAAGCAGCACGACAAUGAGGAUGUGAACGGAUUCAUGGAGUAUUUAAAGCAGACCGGACAGACGCUGCAGAAACGCACACCAGUGGAUCUGAGAGGAGAAGUGGAGACGGCGCUGAAGAAAGACGCGCGGCGAGAGAACAGACGGAUAAAGAGACAAAACACUAAGAAGAGUAAUAUGAUCUGCUUUAACUGCCGGAAGCCUGGCCACGGACUCGCCGACUGUCCAGAAGCGGAUAAUGAUGAAGAAAUGGGCCGAGGAAUCUGUUAUCGCUGCGGCUCUACUGAACAUGAGAUCCAGAGAUGUCGUGCCAAAGUGGAUCCUGCCAUGGGUAAUUACCCAUACGCCAAGUGUUUUAUCUGUGGUCAGACGGGUCAUCUGUCCAAAGCCUGCCCUGAUAACCCUAAAGGACUAUAUGCUGCAGGCGGCAGCUGUCGGGUUUGUGGCUCAGUGGAGCACUUUCAGAAAGACUGUCCUGAACACCAGAACUCCACUAAUUCCAUCACUCUGGGCCGGCUUUCCAACAGAAUCAGCGCUGACCAUGAGGACGUACACGUGCCUGUCAAAAAAGUGCAACCCAAAAAAGCCAAAGUUGUGGUUUUCUGAUUCAGAAACCUAGAAAUGGACAAUUUUUAACUGAUACUACAAUUAAGACUUGGUCUCUAUAGUCAUUGCCAAUGAUUCUGUUUUUCAACACAUAAAACAUCCUCUUGAGGAAUCUGAGACUUGAACAUCACACAUGAUUUAAUCAGAAUUGUAUGUAUUGUCAUGCUAAUAAAGUAUUCAGGGAA